Molecule: messenger RNA, 2340 nt
Organism: Chaetomium fimeti
Lineage: Eukaryota; Fungi; Ascomycota; Sordariomycetes; Sordariales; Chaetomiaceae
Exons: 4
Coding region: 1-2340 (779 amino acids)
Biological process (GO): actin cytoskeleton organization
Molecular function (GO): actin binding
Source: RefSeq, a predicted model, not a curated record
AUGGCCGCCCUUGUACAAGGCUACCCCCAGCAGUCGGGAACGGUCACAGUGCUCCAGGCCCGGCCAUCAUCGGCCUCGGGAAUGCUCCAGUCGCUCCCUGUCCAAUCGGCAACACCAUACGUACCUGGAGGCUCUCACAGGAAUAGUGUUCACGGUUUACCUUCCACAGUCACCGCGCCUGUGGUGUACCGUGGCGGCUCCGGCGCCGUCCAACAAUAUGCCCUCAGGAGCAUGCCCAGCCUUAACCCGGCGGCACCUUGGCAACAAUCCAGGGCGCAGCGAACGUCGUCGUCACCGGCAGUCCCCACCAUCCAGACCCUUGAUUACUUACAGCCCGCCGCUUCCCGUUCUCGAUACUCGGCGAGUGUUUCUAUGACCAACCUCCCCAGCACUGCGAAUCAGGGGCUGCAGACGACUAUCGCUACCCGUGACGAUCUCGGGUUACCGGUACCUGGCGCUAGGAGAGCCGCAACGGCGCCCAGGCCUUCGCAGACGAACAAUGGGGCAUCACUCGCACCGGCGGCCCCCAUUCGGGCGGCGCCCGAGCGGUAUAGGCGGUCGGCUGCUCUGCGUGCGGAUUCGACAGGCGCGGCAACCGGUGCUCAAUUACGCCCUUCGCACUCAGCCAUGCUGAAUAGGCCGAAUAGUUUUGUUGGGUCAAUGCCCGAGUCGGCGGUUGACGACACGGUAUUUUCUCAAAACCAGCCCCACGGCGAAAUCAAAAGGGUUCGCAGACGCAGCAUGCCGGCGCUGGAUUCUCCCGGUUUCCCCAUCCACCUAACCCCGCACGACCUGAAGCAGCCGGCAGAAUCGAAUCGCCCUAAGACUGCUGAUUUGGAGGGCAAGGCUGGCAAAACUGGGAAUAACCAAACCACCGACAAAACCAGCAAUGAUGGGCAGGCUGGGAGCAGCCGAAGUGCUGGGGCAAAUGUGAACCCCUCUUCGUCCGCCAACCGCAACGGCUCUGACCCCACUGGCGACCCCACCAUGCCGACUUCCUUGGACCAGGCUGGUGCCAACCAAGAUUCUUCUCGCACCGUCAACGUCCCCCCGCGGAGUUCGUCGGCCGAUGCCUCGAACGCCAAACGCACCGCAACCUCGUCGCCGCUUUCAAAACCCGUGACCAUGGGCACGGCGGGCGAGAGCGGCCAGCCUGCGGAUGUUACCGACUCGGCUGCCCAGGAAGCGGUGUCUCCGCCUCGUUUCGAGAGCCCCGCUGUCAGGCAAUUGACAGCGAUCAACGAACAGCGUGGCAGGCCCAAGAGCAAGACAUCACGACUCCGGCGGGCUUUCUCAUUCGGUAGCGCUGCCGAGUUUAGGAAGGCGGCAAAUGACAGCGAGGAGAAUGGAGCCGGUAAACUCCACAAGGACCAAAACCAGGACGACGCCUACGAUGCGGAGCAGGCGCGGAUCGCCGAGCGACAAGAGGCGGCCGGGAUCGGGAGCAACAUCUACGCCGGUGGGAGGUUUUUCCAUGGAUCGACAGACAACCUGUCCAUCUCAUCUACGGCAUCCUCGGCUUCGAUUAUGAUUCGGAAGAUGGGCCGUGGCAUGAAGAAGAGCACCCGGUCGCUUGUCGGGCUCUUUCGACCUAAGUCGAUCGUUGGGGCGCCGGCGGCGGAUGCGUUGCCGGAGACCAGCCAGCCCGCCGUGUCCAUGAUCACGGCCGAGGCGGAACGAGAACUAGUCAACGUGAGCGCUGAUCCCAAGGCACAAGGGGGUGGCACUGGGUUUCCCCGUUUAGAGCGGAAUUCGAUUGACGCGGCAAAGGUGCCAACGCUGGAGCCGGAACGUUUGGGGAGCUCGGGGACCGAUAGCACGGGGGCGAGGAAAAGUAUCGUCGGCGGCGAGAAGGAGCGGGCCGAGGUAUUGGCUGCUGUCCGCAAGGGAAUAUUGAAGCACCGCACCGGCUCUUCAAGCCCAUCUCCCCGGCCAUCGGAGACUAAGGGCUCUGCUUUUGACUUGCCCAGUGUCCCCUCGGUCACAGAUUCUCCCAACUCCAGCGCACCCAGCACCCCCAACGAGGACUCGCACGGUCACAGACGGACUGGAACCGUAACGAUCGGAAGCGAGGAUUACUUUGUCUCGGCUCUCCGGCUCCGCCAGGACACCAAGAGCGCGCCCGGUACUCCCCAGAGCGCCAAGCGCAACGCGACGUUCAGCCCGCGGAUCGUUUUCUUCGAGACGUGGCCGAGCCAGGAGUAUGACCGCCGCGGCGAGAUUGCUACGUGCAACCGCCUGACGCCGAUGCUGGCUCAGCAGAUCAAGGAGGAGCUGAACACCUUCAAGAUGGAAAUGGAGGUCCACGAGAACUCGAAGAUUUACACGCACUUUUUCUGA